AUGGCAGCCACCGUGGGAAGCUCAUUCUUCAAGGGCGAGACUGGUCGUAACACCAGAGGUUUGCUGCGACUGGUCAUCCUCGUCACAAUUGCAGCAACCGCCGUGGCCUCUCGUCUCUUCUCCGUUAUCCGCUUUGAGAGCAUCAUUCACGAAUUCGACCCCUGGUUCAACUUCCGCGCAACCAAGUACCUCGUUCAGAAUGGCUUCUCGAGCUUCUGGGACUGGUUCGACGACCGCACAUGGCACCCCCUUGGCCGUGUCACCGGCGGUACCCUCUACCCUGGCCUCAUGGUCACCAGCGGUGCCAUCUGGCACCUCCUCCGCCUCUUGACCUUCCCCGUCGACAUUCGCAACAUCUGUGUCAUGCUCGCUCCCGCCUGCUCUGGCUUGACCGCCUUUGCCAGUUACCUCCUGACCUCUGAGAUGUCCGACUCGCCCUCAGCUGGCCUCCUUGCCGCCAUCUUCAUGGGCAUCGCCCCCGGUUACAUCUCGCGUUCCGUCGCUGGAAGUUACGACAACGAAGCCAUUGCCAUCUUCCUCCUCGUCUUCACCUUCUACCUCUGGAUCAAGAGUGUCAAGCAGGGCUCCGUCAUGUGGGGUGCUUUCACUGCCCUCUUCUACGGAUACAUGGUCUCGGCCUGGGGUGGUUACGUCUUCAUCACCAACUUGCUUCCUCUCCAUGUCUUCGUCCUACUGUGCAUGGGUAGAUACAGCCCUCGUCUGUACGUCAGCUACACCACCUGGUACUCUCUGGGCACGCUUGCGAGCAUGCAGAUUCCCUUUGUCGGUUUCUUGCCUAUCCGCAACAGUGACCACAUGGCUGCUCUCGGUGUCUUCGGUCUUCUCCAGCUUGUCGGUUUCGUCGAGUUUGUGCGCCAGACUCUGCCAAGCAAGCAGUUCCAGACCCUGCUCCGUGCCUUCGUCCUGGUCGUCUUCCUCGCAGCAUUCGGAGUCCUCGUUCUCCUUACCUUCUCUGGAGUCGUUGCACCAUGGAGUGGUCGUUUCUACUCGCUCUGGGAUACUGGAUACGCCAAGAUUCACAUUCCCAUCAUCGCAUCCGUGUCUGAGCACCAGCCUACCGCCUGGCCUGCCUUCUUCUUCGAUCUCAACUUGUUGAUCUGGCUGUUCCCUGCUGGUGUCUACAUGUGCUUCCGCAACCUGAAGGAUGAGCAGGUCUUUGUUGUCAUCUACGCCGUCCUGGCCAGUUACUUCGCCGGUGUCAUGGUCCGUCUGAUGCUUACCCUGACUCCUGUCGUCUGUGUUGCUGCAGCCCUUGCUCUUUCCCAGAUUCUUGACACCUUCCUUGUUACCAAGACUCCUGUCGCACCCUCAGCUCAGGCCAACGGCAACAACGACAUCGCCAAGACUGCUGCUUCCCUAAUCCCUGACACUCUGCGCUCUACCCAAAAGCCUCUUGUCGGUAUCUACUCGACCUUCUCCAAGUUCGCCAUGACUGGUACCAUCACCGCCUACCUUCUGCUCUUUGUUCUCCACUGCACUUGGGUUACCUCAAAUGCCUACUCAUCCCCUUCGGUUGUCUUGGCUUCCAGAAUGGCCGACGGCUCGCAGCACAUUAUCGAUGAUUACCGCGAGGCCUACUACUGGCUCCGUCAGAACACCGAGCAGAAUGCCAAGAUCAUGUCUUGGUGGGAUUACGGUUACCAGAUUGGAGGUAUGGCCGACCGUCCUACCCUUGUCGACAACAACACCUGGAACAACACCCACAUUGCCACUGUCGGCAAGGCCAUGAGCUCGCGCGAGGAAGUCAGUUACCCCAUCAUGAGACAGCACGAAGUCGACUACGUCCUCGUUGUCUUUGGUGGUCUUAUUGGCUACUCUGGUGACGAUAUCAACAAGUUCUUGUGGAUGGUCCGUAUCGCCGAAGGUAUCUGGCCUGAUGAGAUCAAGGAGCGUGAUUACUUCACCGCUCGUGGCGAGUACCGCAUUGACGACCAAGCUUCCGACACCAUGAAGAACAGCUUGAUGUACAAGAUGUCGUACUACAACUACAACUCCCUCUUCCCUGCUGGCCAGGCUACCGACCGCGUUCGUGGUUCCAAGCUCCCCGCUGAGGGUCCCGAGCUCUCGACUUUGGAGGAAGCUUUCACCAGUGAGAACUGGAUCAUCAGAAUCUACAAGGUCAAGGACCUUGACAACCUCAACAGAGACCACCAAAGCGCCAUGGCAUUUGAGAAGGGCAACAAGAGAAAGAAGACUAGUAAGCGCAAGGGACCUAGAGUCCUACGUGUUGACUAG
Messenger RNA from Aureobasidium melanogenum CBS 110374, 2256 nucleotides. Its product is annotated as STT3 subunit of Oligosaccharyl transferase. Gene Ontology annotation, cellular component: membrane. Gene Ontology annotation, molecular function: dolichyl-diphosphooligosaccharide-protein glycotransferase activity. Gene Ontology annotation, biological process: post-translational protein modification. Lineage: Eukaryota; Fungi; Ascomycota; Dothideomycetes; Dothideales; Saccotheciaceae. The transcript has 3 exons. Bases 1 to 2256 code for a protein of 751 amino acids. The record is from RefSeq and is a predicted model, not a curated record.